AUGACGACGUUUGCAUUCGCUACUUCCAUCCAACAACAAUCUCUCAAGAAUGAGUCUGUCGCCAUUUUCCGAAGUAUCCUCAUCCAGGAAGUCAAUGAUUUGCCAAGCCCUUCCCAGGACAUAUUCUCAGCGUUGAAAGCGGCAGUAGAUGUCGAAGAGCUGGUUACUGCAUGUAUAUCAACAGUAUCACUGCAAACACGGAGUGACAUUGCAACGCACAUCAAUGCCUUGGUGUGUCUUGGACGUCAGUUCUCACCGUGUUCAUCCGAUUGCCCGGGUUUACGAGAUUCUAUCCUGUCUGUCGGGACUCAUCUAUCAACGAGACUCGGCCUUGUACAUGAAGGCUUGUGCUGUCCAGCUGACAGGUACUGCGGGUAUAUGAAGGUGUCGUGUCGGCAUUUCGAAGCGGACAGCGAUGCUUCCUUUACUCACUACUAUGGUCUAACGCCGGAGAUACUGACUGCCAAUCCAGUACCUGAUGCGUCACGAUCCCGCGAAGCAGAGCCAGGAACACUCCAGACAUCGGUACCAGGUUACAACGGGAAAAUUAAUCAACAGUACGGAUACUAG
Molecule: messenger RNA, 570 nt
Organism: Somion occarium
Lineage: Eukaryota; Fungi; Basidiomycota; Agaricomycetes; Polyporales; Cerrenaceae
Source: the annotation of a GenBank genome assembly